Molecule: messenger RNA, 468 nt
Organism: Trifolium medium
Lineage: Eukaryota; Viridiplantae; Streptophyta; Magnoliopsida; Fabales; Fabaceae
Source: the annotation of a GenBank genome assembly
UCAGAAACUCCAACUGUAGGGAGGGUUAGAAGACCACCACCAUAUCUGGGAGAUUAUGUCACAUGUGAUGAUUUAACUGAUGAAGAUGCAAUGAAUUUUGCUAUGUUUGUAGGAGUUAAGUGGAUUUUCAAGACUAAGUUGAAAGAGACGGGGGAGAUUGAAAAAUUCAAGGCUAGACUUGUAGCAAAAGGAUACACUCAAGAGGAAGGCAUGGAUUACAGCGAGAUCUUGGCGCCGGUAGCUCGUCUUGAAACCAUCAGAACUGUUGUUGCAUUGGCAGCUACAAAAAAAUGGAAUAUUCAUCAGCUUGAUAUUAAAUCAGCUUUUUUACAUGGAGCAAUUAAUGAAGAUGUCUACCUAGAGCAGCCACCAGGUUAUGUAUUUCAAGGACGUGAGCAUCAAGUAUACAAACUUAAGAAGGCAUUAUAUGGUCUUAAGCAGGCUCCUAGAGCCUGGUACAACAGAUGA